AUGGCCCGCGACCCGGUCUCCCUCCCCCUCCUGGUCUACUUCUCCGGCAUCGACGGCUCCGGCAUGGCGGCCGCCCGCCAGUUCCCCUCCCUGCUCGCCAUGUUUGACAUGCGGCACCUGCUCACCGCCCGCGCCGACCACACCCCCUUUGCCGACAUGGUCGGCCUGGUGGUGAGCCAGCUGGAGGCGGAGGUGGGCACCGCGUCGCCUGCGCGCCCGGUGUACCUCCUGGGGGAAUCCUUUGGCGGCCUCCUGGCCCUCGCCGUGGCCGCAGCUGCGCCCCACCUCGUCGACAGGCUGGUCCUGGUCAACCCCGCCACAAGUUACCCUCGCUCCAUCUGGCCCAUGGUGGCGCCCUAUCUUCUUCAGACCCCCCCGGCGCUGUACAAGUCCGUGCUCCCCCUGGUCAUGGCCCCGCUGAUCGGCAACCCGGUCAGCCUGCUGGCGGCCGGCGUGCGGGACGGCGCGGGGCAGGAAAGCGCGGCGCGGCAGGCCGCCGCCCUGCUCCAGACGGCGCGCACGCUGUGGGCCCAGCUGCCGCGCCUGGCCGACGUGCUGCCGCAAGAGACCCUGGCGUGGAAGCUGGAGCUCAUCCGCCAAGGCUGCGAGCACGUGGGCCCCCUCCUUCCGCGCAUCGGCCAGCGCUGCCUGAUCCUGAUGGGCACGCGGGACAUGCUCAUCCCCUCCGGCUCCGAGGGUCCGCGCCUGGCCCGCCUGCUGCCGCGCGCGCGUCUGAAGGCGCUGGAGGGCGCCAGCCACUCCGCGCUGCAGGAGAUGAGCCAGGGCCUGGGCGCGGUGCUGGAGGAGGAGGGCUUCUACAUCCGGCACAGGCGCCUGUCCGCGCCGCUGGAGUCCAGGGCCAGCCCGGGGGGUCGUGGGGAGGCAGGCCCCGUAGAGGUCCCCGGCGUAGCCGAGAUCGACAGGUACGCCGCCAGCGCCACCAGGCUGACGCGGCGUCUGACCAGCCCGGUCUUCCUUUCCACCUGCGCCACCACUGGCCGGCGCACGCUGUCCGCCGACCUGCCGGUGCUGUGCGAGGAGGUGCUGCGCCAGACUGGCGUGCUGCUGCGGGGCCUGGCGCACCCCCUGCUGUCCCACGAGGCCGAGGCGGAGCCGCGUGAGGCGCGCCCGGCAGGGCCCUGGGACGCGCUGAGUAUGCUGGGCGGGGCGGCCCUGACCCCGGGCGGGGGCAGGGGCAGCUCCUUCUCGCAGAUGCUGGAGACUUUCGGCGCGGUGCGGGUGUCGCCCCGGAACAUGUUCCGCCUACUGAGCAAUGGGGAGGCCAUCCUCCUGUUUCCAGGCGGAAUGCGCGAGGCAUACAAGGGCAGGGGGGAGGAGUACCGCCUGUUCUGGCCGGACAGAUCAGAGUUUGUGAGGAUGGCGGCCCGCUUUGGGGCCACCAUCGUGCCCUUCGCCGCGGUCGGCAUCGACGACAGCCUCAACAUCCUGCUGGAUCCCUCCCAGGUCCAGGCGUUGCCCUUUGUCGGCGAUGCCCUGCGCCGGCGGCAGGCUUUGCUGCCACAGGCGAGAUCUGGCCCGAUGGCAGAUGCGGGCUGGUCUGAUGGCUUCGUGCCGCCCGUUUCGAUCCCCCGUGGUGCGCCGCAGCGACUGUAUUUCCUGUUCCAGGCUCCCAUCCACACCGACCCCAGCGAGGCGAGGGAUCGCCAAGCCUGCGACGCCCUGCACUCCCGCAUCAAGGGCUCGGUGCAGGAGGGCAUCGACUUCCUGCUCCAGGCUCGGACCGGCGACCCGUAUGCCGCGGCCACGAGCCGCCUGCUGCGCGAAUCACUGCAUCCUGGUCAGCCGGCGCCGACCUUCCCGCUCUAG
Molecule: messenger RNA, 1827 nt
Organism: Auxenochlorella protothecoides
Lineage: Eukaryota; Viridiplantae; Chlorophyta; Trebouxiophyceae; Chlorellales; Chlorellaceae
Product: Acyltransferase-like protein, chloroplastic
Exons: 10
Coding region: 1-1827 (608 amino acids)
Cellular component (GO): membrane
Source: RefSeq, a predicted model, not a curated record